GAAGAAGCAAUCUUCCAAUCACAAGUGACCAGAAGUUUUUAGCGCACAAUUUAAAAUAGGCGUUACACUUGUCUGGGCAGUAAGAUGUUUGGGAGAGAAAAUAAGUAGUGGCGACAGAAAGAAAACGGAUAACAAUGACAGAAGAAUCAGCUGUAAAAGUGUGUGUACGUGUUCGACCUCUCAUAGAAAGAGAAGAGGAGUCAACGGACUCAACAGAGCCUGGACAACUAUUUUGGAAAGCUGAGAAGCAUUCAAUUCAACAACUUGAUGAUGGAAAUCUUUCUAAAAGUUUCAAUUUUGACCGAGUUUUCAAUUCGGAUGAAACAACCGAUCAGCUUUAUCAAGAACUUGCAAAACCUCUUGUGGUCUCCGCUGUCGAAGGAUACAAUGGAACAAUAUUUGCUUACGGACAAACUUCCUCCGGAAAGACUUUCACUAUGAUGGGGAGCGAUCUUAUUCCAGGAGUGAUACCCUUGGCAAUGGAGGAUGUCUUCCAGACUAUCAAAAAUUGGCCAAAGAAGGAGUUCUUAUUGAGAGUGUCCUACAUGGAAAUCUAUAAUGAAACUGUCACAGAUCUGCUAUGUGACAGUUGGAAAAGGAAGCCGUUAGAAAUCCGUGAAGGGACCAAUAAAACUGUUUAUGUGGCAGACCUAACAGAGGAACUGGUAACAUCCCCUAACCAAGCUCUUGCGUGGAUUCGAAAAGGAGAAAAGAACCGUCACUACGGAAAGACGAAGAUGAACCAACGGAGCAGUCGAUCACACACCAUUUUUCGCAUGAUCAUCGAGAGCCGUGAGAGUAAUGACAACUCGUCUGGUGAAAAUGCAGACGGAGCUAUUAUUGUAUCCCAUCUGAAUCUGGUUGACUUGGCGGGAACUGAACGGGCCAGCCAGACUGGGGCUGAAGGCACACGUUUCAAAGAGGGAUGUAAUAUCAACCGCAGUCUGUUCACCCUUGGUCAAGUCAUCAAGAAGCUGUCUGAUGAAAGCCAGAGGGGCUUCACCAACUACAGGGACAGCAAGCUGACGCGAAUACUCCAGAACUCCUUGGGCGGAAACGCGAAAACGGUCAUCAUCUGCACCAUCACCCCAGCAACCAUCGAAGAAACUGUCAGCACCCUUCAGUUUGCCAGCGCAGCGAAGAAGAUGAAGAAUGACCCGCACGUCACAGAAGUCUCUGACGAGGGUGCCCUGUUGAAAAGAUACAGGAAUGAAAUCGUGGAUCUCAAACGACGCCUUAAUGAGGUUUCUUCGGGCACUCAAACGACAGAGUCGCUGUCCCAGCUUCUGCAAGAAAAGGAUCAGCUGCAAAGAGAACAACAGGACAGGAUAAAAAAUCUGACCCAGCUUCUUGUAACCAGUUCGAACUUUGUUCCACUCAAAAAGGUACCAAAACGGCGAGAGACCUGGGGUGGAAAGCUGCUGAGGUCUGCAGACCCACUUGACUUUAACGUUGGAAAUGUUGGCAGUUAUGUUGAGCCAUUCUUCAAAAAGCGAAAAGCCAGCAUGUUGACAGAGCAGAACGAAGACGGAGAGGACAUUGAUUCCCGUUGGUAUGUUCCUGAUGAGUCGACUUUUGAUAUGGACAUGGAUCAAAGCUGUGUGACUGUGCGCAACCAUUUGGAAAAUGGAUCUCCUCAAAGAGUCAGUGAGUUGUCUGACAAGGUCUCUUGUCUGGAGCAACUGCUUGAAACUGAGAUUCAACAGAAACGGGAGGCCAUGGAAAAGUUCCAGGAUAUGGACAUGAAAAUGGUUGACCUAGUGCAGCAACUUGAAACUGAGAUCAAGCAGAAACAAGAGGCCAUGGAAAAGUUCCAGGAUAUGGACAUGAAAAUGGUUGACCUAGAGCAACAACUUGAAACUGAGAUCAAGAAGAAACAAGAGGCCAUGGAAACGUUCCAGGAUAUGGACAUGAAAAUGGUUGACCUACAGCAACAACUUGAAACUGAGAUCAAGCAGAAAGAGGAGGCCAUGGAAAACUUGCAGGGUAUGGACAUGAAAGUGGUAGAUCUGGAGAAACGUCUGGAGGAAAAUUCCCAAAUGGCCACCAAUGAUGAGACGCAGAUGAAACGAGAAUUUGGGGAUUCCUUACAAUUGUGUGAGACGCUGAUGGCUGAAAAGGCAAUUAAGUCUUCUGAGUGUGAUUAUCUCAAGCUAGAGCUUGGCAUCUUCAUAGAACAGACAAAGUGUUUGGAGAAAGACAAUUCUGCGCUCCACAAGGAGCUGAAGGCCAGGAAGGAAAUGGAUGAAUUUAAAUCUCUGGAAGAAGAGUGCAAAAAGGAAUACGAGAAAGAACUGCAGAAUGAAAUCUCCACUCUUAAGAAGACCAUGGCGACCUCCGAACUCAAAUGUCAAGAGCUGAAAGCCAGUUUGGAGACCAUGUCAGAACAGCUCAAGGAGAAGUCCGACUGGGCCGAGGAGCUGCAAAGUCUGAGCGACAAGGAUCUGGUCCAGCAGGUCAAGCAGCUGCGCCGCUCUCUGGAUGACGCUGAGGGCUUGAGUCUCGACACCAAGAAGGAAUGGGCCUUUUUACGCAGUGAGAACAUCUCGCUCAAGGAGAGAGAUGUGACCCUGACUGCCGAUGUUGAGAAGAUGAGAGCGGAGGUGAACAGACUUCACCAUCAGCUGGAGUCGGAGAAGUCGCGCUUCAAAAAAAUGCAGUCGGACCUCCAACGGGAGCUGCAGGGAGUCUUUGACGAGAACACCAAGCUCACCACUCUACUGGACGGAAAAGUUCCCAGAAAUCUCAUAGAUAGUGUUGAACUUGAAAGAACGGUUUCUGAACUCAAGAAGGAGCUUCAGGCCUGUCAUGAGGAAGAGAGAACCCUGCAAGCUAAGUUGGACGAUCUUGCUGGGCUCCAGGACCUUCCGGAUAAAGUGGACGGUUUGACGAAACAGGUAUGUGACCUGACUGAGAAGCUCUGCGGGGUCCAGGCAGAGAGAGAUGGUUUGGUCUCUGCCAGCGCCGGCCGUGACGAGGAGAUUCUGCGGCUCCAGGAGAGCUUCCAGGCUGGCCAGGAGCAGCUGGAGAGUCUCCAGGCUGACCUUAGCAGCGCCGCGUUGAGGGAGAACAGCCUGGACCUGCAGCUCUCUGAGACCAACACCCAGCUGGAGAAUCUUCGCCAGGAACUGGAGCGCUCUGUGGCGCACAACAGCCAGCUUUUGACCGUGGAGGAAUCCAACUUGAGACUUGAAGAAAGUCAGAGGCAACGAGCAUCCGUUGAAGAGAAACUCGGGGAAGUUCAAGAGCUUGUGAAAGUCUUGGAGGAGAAGAUUGCGGAUGGAGAAUCCGUCAGCAAUAGAGAGGAACAUUCUGGAAAGACAUUGGAAGAACAGAUUAAGCAGUUGGGCGAGGAGCUGGAGAGUGUUCGAGAGGAGAGAGACCGUCUCCAGUCUGACAUGACAGACACUCCUCAGAAUCACUCAGAGGAGCUGGAGGAACUGCUUUCUAAAGUGACUUCUCUCACUGAGGAGAGAGACCGUCUCCAGUCUGACAAGACAGACACUCCUCAGAAUCACCCAGAAGAGCUGGAGGAACUGCUCUCUAAAGUGACAUCUCUCACCGAGGAGAGAGACCAGCUGCAGGAGAUACUGGAGGGAGUGAGGGAGGAGAGGAACCAAUUUAAGAUGGACAUACAAGAAAAUGUAGAGAUGAUGAUUGAAAAUCAAGAAGAACUAAGGGCAGCCCUUGAGAGGAAUCGCGAACAACAGAAGAGGAUUAAACUGUUGGAGACAACCCAGAGUCCUCUCCAGAAGAACCUGGGCAGUGAAGACAGCCGGCUGGAGGAGCUGCAGACUCACAUAAGACAGUUGGGUGAGGAGCUGGAGAGUGUUCGAGAGGAGAGAGACCGUCUCCAGUCUGACAAGACAGACGGUGCUCAGAAUCACUCAGAGGAGCUGGAGGAACUGCUCUCUAAAGUGACUUCUCUCACUGAGGAGAGAGACCGUCUCCAGUCUGAGAAGACAGACGGUGCUCAGAAUCACUCAGAGGAGCUGGAGGAACUGCUCUCUAAAGUGACUUCUCUCACCGAGGAGAGAGACCAGCUGCAGGAGAUACUGGAGGGAGUGAGGGAGGAAAGGAACCAACUCAAGAGAGACAUAGAGGAGAUGUGUGUGGUGACUAGCUCAUUGAACCAUCAUGGAGAGGACAAUGUCAAACAGCAGCUGUCGUCUGACCAGCAGAGCCAGACCUCAGAUAACAGCUCUUUACUGCGAGAGCAGAUGAAGGAUAUUAGCGAGGAGCUGGAGAGUGUUCGAGAGGAGAGAGACCGUCUCCUGUCUGAGAACACAGACGGCCCUCAGAAUCACUCAGAGGAGCUGGAGGAACUGCUCGCUAAAGUGACUUCUCUCACCGAGGAGAGAGACCAGCUGCAGGAGAUACUGGAGGGAGUGAGGGAGGAGAGGAACCAACUCAAGAGAGACAUAGAGGAGAUGGAGAUGUGUGUGGUGACUAGCUCAUUGAACUGUCAUGGCGAGGACAAUGUCAAACAGCAGCUGUCGUCUGACCAGCAGAGCCAGACCUCAGAUAACAGCUCUUUACUGCGAGAGCAGAUGAAGGCUAUUAGCGAGGAGCUGGAGAGUGUUCGAGAGGAGAGAGACCGUCUCCAGUCUGAGAAGACAGCCGGUGCUCAGAAUCACUCAGAGGAGCUUGAGGAACUGAUCUCUAAAGUGACUUCUCUCACCGAGGAAAGAGACCAGCUGCAGGAGAUACUGGAGAGAGUGAGAGAGGAGAGGAACCAACUCGAGAAAGAACUUGAGCAGAAUAUAGAGUCUGUUCUGCAGGUCCACGCAGAGCUGAAACAGCAGCAGCAUCUGAACUCUGAACUCCAGACUGAGCGAGAGCAACGAGAGGUUCAGCUCCAGCAGCAGAUCAAGGAUCUGGAAGAGGAGCUAGCCACAGUGCAGACAGAGAAGAGCCAGCUGAAGACUGCUCUGCAGGAAAAAAUGGAGAUGGCCAGUGAGACUCAGGGACUCCUGUCCUUUCUUCAAGAGGAACACAAGCAGCGCGGCUCUGUUCUUGAGGAGAAGGAGACUGUGCUACGACAACAGACUAAAGAUCUGAGCGAGGAGCUCGAUGGUUUCCGAGCGGAGCAAGACCGCCUCCAGGCCAAGCUGGAGGAGCUGCUCUCUAAAGUGACUUCCAUCACCGAGGAGAGAGACCAGCUGCAGGACAUACUGGAGGGAGUGAGGGAGGAGAGGAACCAGCUCAAGAGAGACCUCGAGGAGGCAGAGGAAAGAAUGGUCAAGGCCCAGGAGGACUUGAAAGAGCAGCAGGAUCUCCAUAAUGAAGGAGAACAACGAGAGGUCCAAAUGAAACAGCAGAUAGAGCAACUGGCGGAGGAGCAGGUGAGUCUGAGAGAGGAGAAGGCAGAGCUCCAGAGGAACCAACAGGAUAUGGUGCACAUGGUUCUGCAGGUCCAGUCUUCCCUCAGAGAACAGCAGCAUGUCAGAGAAGAGGAGCAGGCUGAGACGAAACAGCAGGAGGCCCAGUUCAAACUGCAGUUGAGGAAACUAGAGGAGAACAUACAAGCCCUCAAGGAGGCAGAACUCCAUUUGAAAUCGGAGGCGGAGACCUCACAUCAGCUGCUUAGCGAGGCCAAGCAGACCAUCCAAGUCCUGACGGAGCAGAUCAAAAGCCUGGAGCAAAGCACCAGUGUUGCCAAGGCCCCAGGAGAGAGACUGGGCCUGGGAGAAUCCUCUCAGCAGCUGCAGGACUGCUUGGCGAGGUUCCAGCGAGUGCUGGAUGUGCUGUCACAGGCAGAACUCGCCCCCCUGGAGGAGGCCUCCGUUGUGGAAAACAAACUGUCCUUACUGGUGCUCCCCUAUGUUCCCAAACCCACCAAGAAGCUCUACAGCAGUGUGUUCAGAUCCACAGAGGAGGCGAAGCUCAGACUGUUUGAAACGAAGAGUGUGUUGAGAGGCAUCGCUGAGGAGUACCGCUGUGGCUUUGAGGCCCUGGUGAAGCAGGACCUGGCUGUGUUUGAGGAGAGGAGACUCCAGGAUGUCCUCCUGUGCCGAGCCCAGGCUGCCUGCUACUCUGUGGGGGGUGGAGACCUCCAGCGGGGCUGGGAACAGAGACUUUCCCAGCUGAACCAUAACAGAGGAGAUUACCUUCAGAAAAUGACCAGAGUUUUGGAGAAGCUUGAGAAGAACGUCUCCGCUUACACAGACGCCCUGACGGAACAGCUCAGAACAUGGCAGCUGGCCACCGAGGACCUGAGAGCCGUGUGUGAGAUCCAGCCAGCAGCCCCAGCUGCUGUGGAGAGAUACCUGCAGAGAGAGCUGUCUCUCCGCUCCUCUGCUGCCCAGCACAGGAAGACAGCCCUCCAGGGACUGCGAGAGGAGCACCGAGCUCUGCUUGAAGAGCUGAAGCAGGCGGAAGAGAGAGCUGGUGCUCGGAUGAGAGGGGAGAGGAGCAAGACCUUCACCCUGCUGCAGGGGCUGGACAAGGCCCCGAUCCAGACUGAAGUAGAGCUACUCAAGACCAACCAGCAACUGGCCCAGCAGCUGGAACACUCCGACACGGAAAUCAAGGUGAUGCAGCACAGGGUGGUUCAGCUGGAGGACGCUCAGAGGGAGGUCGACAACAGAGUCUCCACACACCAACAGACUGCCCAGCGGCUCCAGGCUCAGCUGCAGGACGCCUGUGCCCAGGUUCAGGAGAAGGAGGCUGCUAACCACACCCUCAGAGACAGACUGAGGAAGACAGAGGUCCUGGUCCAGGCGGAGGGAAAGCAACCUCCCAGUGCGACUGAGAUGGAGAUGAAGACCAGACUGGUGAACAUGGAGGUUGAGAUGACGGCGGUCUCCACCAAACACCAAGACGAGAUCCUGAGGAUGACCACGAUGCUGAACCAUAAGGAGGAAGCCCUGAGGAAACUGAGAGAGACACUGAGGAAAACCCAGCAGGAAGAGGAGCAGUCAUUCGUCAUGGAGGGAAAGGAACUUCACGCUCGACUGACCACCACCAGAGGGCGCACUCUCCAAAGCAGAGUUUCCCAGGAGAAGAGCAAGCUGGAGGUGGAAGUGUCUCAGCUACAGCAGAAGAUCAAGGAGCUGGAGAGCCUGGUGUCCAGUCAACACAUUGAAAUCUCUAAAUGGAAGGAUAGAGCCCUUAAACUGAAGGGGAGGAGGAGAGAGGUGUUUGACCAGUCUCCAAGCACUCCCACCAGGACGCGUCUGCCUGCCAUGUCUGAGGGCCUGUUCCUCGGGUCGCCUAAGAGAGGCCAGGACUCUGCUAAACCCUCCAUCCUCGACUCUCCCAAAAGCAAGUUCUUUGAUGCUCGACCAGGUUCUGAGAUCAAUUUCAGCCAUCCCCACCAGUUCUUCGAUAACUCCCGCCUGGACACCAUUCCAGACGGAGCUGCAGAUAAAAAAGAAGAAUGGUGGCCUCUGUCACCUAAACAAGAAGAAACAUGCAAAACGCAGUAAAUUCUAGACCUUUUUAGCCACCUUUUAAAUUGUACACGUAUUAAGCAAAUCUUCUCUUUUUGUUCAAUGUCCUAAUGUUGUGUUUUCAAUAAUAAAGAGUUAGUUUCAACGGAUAAAAUGCCUGUGUCAUUGUCCACUGAAGGUAUCAGCUGUUAUUUAAUUGUAGCUUUCCCCAAAGCACAG
This is a messenger RNA of Hypomesus transpacificus, 7613 nucleotides long. It is a transcript of the gene cenpe, whose product is annotated as centromere protein E. NCBI's taxonomy places the organism in Eukaryota, Metazoa, Chordata, Actinopteri, Osmeriformes, Osmeridae. Gene Ontology annotation, molecular function: microtubule binding; plus-end-directed microtubule motor activity; ATP binding. Gene Ontology annotation, cellular component: microtubule. The record is from RefSeq and is a predicted model, not a curated record. Gene Ontology annotation, biological process: mitotic cell cycle; microtubule-based movement. Bases 135 to 7430 code for a protein of 2431 amino acids. The transcript has 51 exons.